ACAGUUAGGCCAAGAUGAGAUGCGAAUUCUUCAAGACGGAUUUAAGGUUGUGGCAUGAACGGGAGCGGCGAUUUGAAGAAGAACCAUAGCGAAGAACCGAAGAUAUUACUGGUUAAGUUUUAAGAAAACUAUUUUUAAAGAAAACAGUUUUUUUUAAUUCAUAAAAAUGGAAAAAUGGUUGAUGGUAGUGUGUAUAGUGGUAGUGGGAAUAUGUUCUGAUGUCACAGAAUCUACGACAAUUUUCUCAAACGCAAUAGACAAUUCUCCAUUUGGCAGUCCAUUUCAGUCAGCAAUCAGUCCAAACUUGGGACUCUCUACCAACAAUCUAGGUUUAAGACAAACAUACAAUGGUUACAAUCCUUCUACUACCUUUGGUUCAUUCGGCCCAUUUAGUAACAUGUUGAAACGAAGAUGCCCGAUUUGCGAUUCCUCUGUAUAUGGUUACUGUAGCGAGAAGUUGUUCCACGAUUCUUGCUGUUGCAAUAAUCCAAACAAUCCGUAUGAACAGCUACCGUACCAAUGCCAAUAUGCAGAUUGCAGUUUUUUGCACGCAAACUCUUGCAGGGAACACAAAUUGAUCACGGCAUGUUGCUGCACUAACUUCUUAUUUUAUCGCAAGUAAGAUAAAAAAAUACUUUAGACCAAAUAAAAUAGUUAAUUCAUUAUUUAUUUAUUUAUAAAAUAAGUUUAAUAAAG
Messenger RNA from Sitophilus oryzae (rice weevil), 696 nucleotides. RefSeq lists its product as uncharacterized. NCBI's taxonomy places the organism in Eukaryota, Metazoa, Arthropoda, Insecta, Coleoptera, Curculionidae. Bases 167 to 622 code for a protein of 151 amino acids. The transcript is spliced from 3 exons. The record is from RefSeq and is a predicted model, not a curated record.